CGGACUUGAUGGUGUCAUGUCACACUCAGCCAGUCGUCCAAGGGAGCGCCAGCCAGCAGGACUGACUGUCGGUGUGGAUAUGAGAGGAAGUCAGAUGUGUUAACCGCGUAUCAGCCGGUGAACAGGCCGCUGCAGCAUCCAUCAGAGCGGGACUGCCCGACCGCCCAUGAGCCUGCUGCCGUUUCAUACCAACCGGCUAGCUCGCUAAACUCAAUCCCCCAGUUUCAUCAUUUAGGGGCGUUUUAAGGGACGACGGUGAGGGGAAAGCGUGGCCUCUGGCUAGCAACGUACGACUGCGUUACCAGCUGCCCUGGAGAGCUAAACACCCCGUUUCUUUUUACGUAUCAACAUCACGCUGAGAUGGAUAACCUAAGUGACGCCCUGGAGAAGCUGAAGCUAGCGUCUUCAGACAGCGCCACAGACAGCGUGGAGGGCUGCCUGGACUGCCUGCUCAAAGCUCUCGCCAACAACAACACCGAGGCCAGCAUGAAGAUCCAGGAGAUGGCGGUCCUGCCCCUGCUCCCCGGCCUGCUAAAGCCAGAGUCCUCCUACACUCCGAAAGUAGCCAACAUCAUAGCUGAGUUGGCCAAAAACGAGUUCAUUCGGAGUCCCUGUGUGGAAGCCGGUCUCAUCCCUCCUCUCAUUCAGCUGUUAAACUCCAGCGACCAGGAGGUUCUCCUGCAGACCGGCAGAGCUCUUGGCAACAUCUGUUACGACAGCCAUGAGGGCAGGAGUGCAGUUGACCUGGCAGGAGGCGCUCAGAUAGUAGCUGAUCACAUUAAAUCGCUCUACCAAAAUACUGAGCCGGAAAAUGAGAAGCUCUUGACUGUCUUUUGUGGCAUGCUGAUGAACUAUAGCAAUGAUAAUGAUUCCUUACAAGCCCAGCUGAUCAACAUGGGGGUGAUUCCCACUCUGGUGAAGCUGCUCGGCAUCCAUUCCCACAACACAGCCCUGACAGAAAUGUGUCUAAUUGCCUUUGGGAAUCUGGCGGAGCUCGAGUCCAGCAAAGAGCAGUUUGCCUCCACAAACAUCGCAGAGGAGCUGGUGCGUCUUUUCCAGAAGCAGACGGAACACGAGAAGAAGGAGAUGAUUUUUGAGGUUCUGGCUCCGCUUGCAGAAAACGAUGCGAUCAAGCUGCAGCUGGUGGAGGCCGGCCUGGUGGAGUGUCUCCUGCAGGUGGUGGCUCAGACUGUGGACGGGGAGCGGGAGGAGGACAUCGCCCAGCUCAAGACCGCCUCGGACCUCAUGGUUCUGCUGCUGCUGGGAGACGAGUCCAUGCAGAAGCUGUUCGAGGGAGGAAAAGGCAGCGUCUUCCAGAGAGUUCUGUCCUGGAUCCCGUCGCACAACCAUCAGCUGCAGCUCGCCGGGGCCCUCGCCAUCGCUAACUUUGCUCGAAACGAUGGAAACUGUAUCCACAUGGUGGACACUGGCAUCGUCCAGAAGCUUCUAGAUCUGUUGGAUCGACACGUUGAAGAAGGAAACGUCACGGUUCAACACGCAGCUCUGAGCGCCCUGAGGAACCUCGCCAUACCAGUGGUGAACAAAUCAAAGAUGCUCUCAGCUGGAGUAGCAGACGUGGUGUUGAAGUUUUUACAGUCCGAGAUGCCGCCGGUGCAGUUCAAACUGCUCGGGACGUUACGCAUGCUCAUCGAUACACAAGCCGAAGCUGCAGACCAGCUGGGGACCAAUGGGAAACUGGUGGAGCGGUUAGUGGAGUGGUGUGAAGCCAAAGAUCACGCAGGAGUGAUGGGCGAGUCCAACAGACUCCUGUCAGCCUUGAUCCGACACAGCAAGUCCAAGGAAGUGGUCAGAACGGUCAUCCAGGGAGGAGGCGUCAAGCACCUGGUAACCAUGGCGACCAGUGAGCAUAUGAUCAUGCAGAACGAAGCGCUGGUGGCUCUGGGGCUCAUAGCAGCGCUGGAUCUGGUUGCAGCAGAAAAGGACUUUGUUGGAGCCAGUCUGGUGUCUGUGCUUCACAAACUGCUGUCAGACGAGCGGAGCGCUCCAGAGAUCAAAUAUAACUCCAUGAUCCUCAUCUGUGCUGUCAUGGGCUCAGAGCCUCUCCACAAAGAAGUCCAGAGCCUGGCGUUCAUCGACGUGGUGUCAAAGCUUCGUGCCCACGAAAACAAAACGGUAUCCCACCAGGCAUCGCUCACAGAGCAGCGGUUAACUGCCCAGAGCUAAAUGACUGUGUCAAACCCCCCCCCCCCCAAACACACCCAUCCACUCAAACGCCUGCCUGACCACCUAAAGAUCACCCAACCACACCUCAUAACUGCUCCCCGUGCCCCAUCGUCAUGUGCCAAGGUACCAUGUCGCGUUAACUGCCAGCUAGACAUACGGUCAUGUCUCCGCCCCCGUAACCUCUGCCCCGCCCACAUCCACACCAGGGUCAGACUGAUGCGUCGGAGUAUUUUGUACCUGAAAUGUUAUCGGUGUUUUUUUAGGAUUUGCCCAGACUUGCGUGUUUGUUUCGGGUGGACUAGCUGUCGGACGCCAAAACUCUCCUCUGAAAGCCAUAAAAAAGAGAUUUAUGAAGCUGUGUUUGUAGAUCCAUGACGCCAAGCGAGGCAGAUUUUCAUUUCAGGUCUUUACCCUCUAGACUCCGGGAACACUUGGAUCGUACGGAGCAUUAAAGUAGCUCAAAAACAGAAUAUUACAGAUAGUAACGCCAUCUGGAUGACUCGAGCCGAGAUGGAGCUGAGACGCAGCUGGGGGAGUUUAGGGAAAGGAGUGUGAAGCAGGUUGAACCUUUUCUGUUCUUUUUGAGGAAAACAAGAAGGAAAACAAAUCAUGCAAACACUAACAUAAAUGGUCCUUUACAGUGAUAACGACUUAAAAUAUCUCAAAUGUUUUCAUCCACGGGGAAAGGUUAAAACGCCAACAGGCACUGCGGGGUCUAGAGGGUUAAACACCCGUUGAAUUCUCUGAAGUGAUUUGUCUCAUCGACCUCCUGUCUUCUUUUCUUUGAAAUAUAACGUCCAUCAGUCCGACCCUGGUGCACUCCUCUACUUGUGCAUGCAUCUCUCUGCUACAAGUAGCUCCACGGGAGCCGAGGCGCCAUAAACAGCCGAACGCAAUAGAUAAGAGACGACACUCUUCUACGACCAUAGCUGUGAUACCAUCCGCCUAUGAAAAGUGAAAAAAAAACAAAAAAACAUCCACAUGUGUAAAAACGUGCACAAAAGAACAAAAAAAAACAAAACCUUCUUCCUGUUGUGAUUUUUCUUUCAUUUUUAAGAAAAGCAGCCGUCAUGAUGUGCCCAGUCGUGUCCCAUGUAGCUCGAGUGUAAAUUGACUAGAAACUGUGCAUGUUAUCGUCCUGUUGACGGUGUGACCGUGUUCAUCCCGCCUCUCUGCCGCUCGCAUUCUCCAGAAGACAACGCGACCUCCUCCACACACACACACACACACACACACACACACACACACACACACACACACACACACACACACACACACACACACACAGCUCGGGGUCGAGUACACUCCUUUUUGUUUUGCACUUUUUUUUUUUUGAAAGGUGGAGUCAGCAGCAUUUUCCGAUGCAGCUUGUAAACAACAUUCAAACAUGGCCCCUCCUCCUGAAGCUCACCCUCACUGCAGGAUGUAGUGUGUACGUUUACUGCUUGUUCCUACACUGCAAGCUAACGCACGCUAGCACAAGCUAACCGUCUGUGUUUGUCCCCUGCCUGUCCAACAGGAAGCAGACCAACUCCACGUCAACACAAGGUUCACCCCUCGUCUUAUUUCUCUUCUUUGCAUGUCCGUCAUAUUCGGCUGUUUGAAUCUUGUCCAAUCACUGAAUUGUAUCCACUCCUAAACUCACCUGCUGCGCUGUCAUUGGCUGGAGGAAACACAGCAGCUCUGCCCAGAAACAUCCCGAGUCAACCAGAACAAAGCAGAACAGUAAAAUCCAGUCAGAGGACAGAGUCUCUGCAGACACAGUCACCACCACACAUGUAUGGAGGCCCAGAAGGGACGAUGGAGCAGCUUCACUUUCGGAGAAGUCUGUAUUUUAUUUUGAAGGAGGAAGCUGCUGACACCAUGUUUAAGAUCAAGAGAUUUUAUCAGAUUUUUAACUGUACAAAUCCAAACACAUUUGCCCCUUUGCUCACAUGGAAAGUGUCCACAUUUUAACUCUAUUCAUAAUCAACUUGACGUCAUCUUUGGUAUCAAGUGUGCGGUUUUGGACACAGCCUAAAUCUCUUUUCUCCACCUUACGACUCGUCAGGUAGAUUUAACGUCUCAGUUAAGACUCUUCUUCGUCUUUUUGCAUUCCCAGAUUCUUACAGAUCAAAGUGUUGUUUGUUUUACCCACAUCACAACACAUAUUUUUAUUUUAAAAAAAUAUGUUCCUGAUGGACGGGAGAGGAUGCAGGAGGAGGCUGUGAAGAGCGAGGAAGAACAAAAUAUCAAAGUGAAAGGAGCAUGAGAUUCUGACGUGAUGCACAAGUCCUCUGUGUGUGUGUGUGUGUGUGUGUGUAUUAUGUAAUGAGUGUGAUUAUGUAAUGAGGAGGUAGGUGUGUAUGAAGGUGAACAGGUAACUGAACGCAGACACUUUAUCCAUCAGCACAGCGCCCCCUAGAGGACAAAACCCUCCUCAGUUCUUCUCGUCAAAGGGAUUUCUGCUCACAUGCAUCCACACUGUUAACACACACGCGCACACACACACUUACACACACACACACACUCGCCGUGUUUGUGCUCUGGGCCCACGCUUUCUUUUUUAAAGGUAUGAAUGGUUAUUUAUCAGAUCUGUGCUCUUUGAAGACACAUGCCUGUGGAGAUGUAUCCAUAGUAACUGCGUAAAAAAAAAAAUACAAAUAUAAACUUCAAUGUUUGUUGUAAAUGUCAUGAGUUGUACAUUUGGAGGAUUGUAACUCAGCAGAAUAUUAAAAGAUGAUAGCUGGUCA
This is a messenger RNA of Labrus mixtus (cuckoo wrasse), 4916 nucleotides long. It is a transcript of the gene rap1gds1, whose product is annotated as RAP1, GTP-GDP dissociation stimulator 1. Gene Ontology annotation, biological process: positive regulation of GTPase activity. The transcript is spliced from 16 exons. Gene Ontology annotation, cellular component: cytosol. Gene Ontology annotation, molecular function: guanyl-nucleotide exchange factor activity; protein binding. The record is from RefSeq and is a predicted model, not a curated record. Lineage: Eukaryota; Metazoa; Chordata; Actinopteri; Labriformes; Labridae. The coding region runs from base 361 to 2184 and encodes 607 amino acids.